AAAUUUAUUAUUAAAGUUGUUUUUUGGUAUAUAAAGAUAUAACAAGAAAAAAUUUAGCCUUGGUUUUGCUUUCAAUAUUAUUUUAUGGAAAAAGUGAGUAUGAAAAAAUCAAAAAGUGUAAAUUCUUCGUUUCAAUAUAAUGCACAAGAACAUACUUUUUUAUCAAAUCAAGCUCACAUGGUUGAAAAUGAAGACAGGUUACUUAAACUUCUUACUGAUUUUAAAAGUGGAAAACUAAAUGCUUUUGAUGAGAAUUGCAACCUAGAGAAAAUGAGUAAUAUCAAAGUCUUGCAAGAAAAAUUAGCUCGUCUUCAUUUUCAGCUGGAAGAUGAAGAUGCAAACAAAAUGGCAUUAUCUGAAGAAGAGAGAUCAAAACGUAAUCAGGAGAUGAUGGAUAAAUUGAUGUCUAAUAUGGAAACUCUGUGUUCUUCGAUACAAAGUUUGCAUACGACGCAUUCAUAAUUUGUAUUUACUUUUUUUAUUUAACGUGAUUUAUUGUUGUAUUAAAAUUUCUGUUUUUUGAAGAAAAGAAAAAAAAAUACAAUAAAUUGUCUAAUAAAGAAUUUUAAUAGAUUUUGCAAUUUUUUUUAUCUUUUUUUUUUUUUUUUUUUUUUCAAUAUAUAUAUAUUGUAUAUAUACAUGUAAAACGUGUAUAUUUGUAGACAAAAUAUGUUGUAUAUAUAUUAACGAUAUAUUUAUUUCAAUAAUGAUAGUAAUAUUUGGAUUGUCGAUUAUAAUUUUUAUUAAAUUUAAACGGUUAAAAUGAAACUUAAUUGGAGUAAAAGUGGAGAGAUCAUUCAGACCAGAUCUUAGAGAGUCUUUAAGAGACCUAGUUAUGAAGAUGAAUAAAAAAAUAAUCUUGUGAACUUG
Molecule: messenger RNA, 870 nt
Organism: Hydra vulgaris (swiftwater hydra)
Lineage: Eukaryota; Metazoa; Cnidaria; Hydrozoa; Anthoathecata; Hydridae
Product: coiled-coil domain-containing protein 28B
Source: RefSeq, a predicted model, not a curated record